UGAUCUGUCAGUGUCAUUUGUCACUCAAGUCAUGUCCUAAAAGACCGCAGCUUCGUAUUUAUUUUGUUUCGUUUCGUGGUAUUACGAAACGAAAUUUUAACAUAAUGUGAUAAUUUUAUCAACAAAUAUGCUAACUACAUUUUCUGUAAAUAACGCUAUUCACCUGCGUUACUCAAAUGUAUAUUCUAUAUUUUGUAGAACUGUAACAUCGACGUCACAAAAGCAUAUGGAGCAAUGCUACCGGUUGUUGAACGUGCCAGUGCAUUCAAAACAGGAUGUUGUCCGGGAAGCAUUCCUAGAACUGGCAAAGAAAUACCACCCAGAUUCAGGCUCCCCAGACGCUGACAUGGAUAAAUUUGUGGCCAUAGAGAAUGCAUUCAGGACUCUGACCAAACACAAUACUGGGAAUGUUGAGGAGGCUGAAAAAGUUGUUUAUGACAUAAAUCACACUGCCCCCCAACACCGCCAGUACCUAAGUUUCGAAGGAGUUGGCCACGGGACUCCAUUCCAACGUCAGAAACAAUGGACCCAAGCCAAAGCACAAAGAGCGGCUAACAAUGUCAUGGAGCAUAGGGUCUCAAAGGCAGUUGCCACAGAAAACACACUAAUUAAAAAAGAUACCUAUAGAAAAAAACAUGAUAUCAAAACCAAAUAUGGGUUUGACAGAUUAGUGGAGGAUUUGAUUCAAGAGUCUAUGUCUAAAGGGGAGUUUGAGAAUUUGAGUGGCAAGGGGAAGCCCCUAAAAUCGCAAAACAGGAAUCCUUAUGUGGACUUUACAACACAUAAAUUGAAUGAAGUGCUUAUAAACAAUGGUUUCACACCAGAAUGGAUAACAAUGGCAAAAGAGAUCGAUGAGGACAUUGAACACUUAAGAAAAGAAGUGGUAAAAGAUAGAAUAGAAUUAGGACCAUAUCCCCUUACCUCCAACGAACUAGAGAAAUGGGAGCGCCUCUGUGACCUCCAUCGAGAUUUAGCAAAAUCGAUAAACAACAAAAUUAAUACCUACAAUUUGAUAGUGCCACUGAUCAAUAAGCAAAAGUUUCAUGUUGACAUAGAGGGCAUACUAAACAAUGUAUUGCAGAACGGUGCAAAUUGUCUGGAUGAGUCGACAAGCCGCGAAAAAAAUGUGGUAAAAAAGAUAGAUCCACAAUUUGUGGCUGCUGGUGACACUGAAGACAUAUUCGGACUGUUUUUCAAGGCCGUCAUAGAGUUACUUACGUUCAAAAAAGAAAAACAAUAAAGUAUCAGACACUUUUGUAUUUGACACUUUGUUUUUCUGUUGUAAAUAAACAUAGUGCAAUACAAACAAUGGACACUAAUAUUAUAAAUGUGUGUGAACAUAAAGGCGAUUUUAAUACGAUUGUAAAUUAAUUUGAAACAGAUAAAGUCAAUGGCACGAGGUCAAACAUGGCUACCCGCGGGCAGAGCUCAUGAACAAAACAAUAAAAAAAGCCUUCUUUGUGUAAUAACAAUUAAUUACAAUAAAAAAUGAAUACUUAUAGAUACUGAACUAGAAAAUACAUCUUAAAAUGGCAGGAUAUGUGUUUAGCAAAGCGUUUUAGACACUCGACAUUGUUUUUUGUGAAAAAAAAAGAAGUAAAAUUGUAGAAAAAUUUAUAAUUUCUUUAAAUUUCAUUUUUUCAAUAAAUUAUUUACUUCAUGUCAUGUUAAUGUAAAUUAUUGAAAAUGACUUCAAAGCUAAGUCAAAAUUAAUGAAAACAAUCUGUGAUAUGAAUUAAAAAUAUUCUGUAGGUUAUUUAUACAACAAUAAAAGAAGUUUAAAGUAAAAAAA
Plodia interpunctella (Indianmeal moth) is the source of this 1792-nucleotide messenger RNA. RefSeq lists its product as uncharacterized. Lineage: Eukaryota; Metazoa; Arthropoda; Insecta; Lepidoptera; Pyralidae. The coding region runs from base 128 to 1240 and encodes 370 amino acids. The record is from RefSeq and is a predicted model, not a curated record. The transcript is spliced from 4 exons.